This is a messenger RNA of Aspergillus heteromorphus CBS 117.55, 1071 nucleotides long. RefSeq names its product dihydroorotase. The record is from RefSeq and is a predicted model, not a curated record. The coding region runs from base 1 to 1071 and encodes 356 amino acids. Gene Ontology annotation, cellular component: cytoplasm. Lineage: Eukaryota; Fungi; Ascomycota; Eurotiomycetes; Eurotiales; Aspergillaceae. The transcript has 4 exons. Gene Ontology annotation, molecular function: dihydroorotase activity. Gene Ontology annotation, biological process: pyrimidine nucleotide biosynthetic process; 'de novo' pyrimidine nucleobase biosynthetic process.
AUGCCUCUUUCCAAGUUGCAGGGCGUGAAGCUCCCCGCUUCGGCGGACUUUCAUGUGCAUCUGCGUGAUGGUGACAUGAUGGAGCUUGUUACUCCCACUAUUAGACAGGGUGGUGUGAACACGGUUUUUGUUAUGCCGAACCUGGUCCCCCCGGUGACUACCGUGGACCGGGCGCUCGAGUACAAGCAGCGCCUGCAGGCCAUCGAGCCCAACGUCAAGUAUCUCAUGUCGCUGUAUCUCCAUGAGACCGUGACCCCCGAGACCAUCAUCGACGCCAAGAAGCGCGGAAUCACCGGCGUCAAGAGUUACCCGGCCGGUGUCACUACCAACUCCUCCUCCGGCGUGAUUGACUACACCGCGUUCUAUCCCGUCUUCGCCGAGAUGGAGCGUCAGGAUAUGAUCCUCAACUUGCACGGAGAGGUCCCGUCCACCGGUGAUGUGACCGUCCUGACGGCCGAGGAGCGCUUCCUUCCCACUUUGCUGCAGUUGCACGAGUGUUUCCCCAAGCUGAGGAUCAUCCUCGAGCACUGCACUACCGCAGCGGCGGUGGAGGCUGUCAAGAAGUGCGGUCCCACUGUGGCAGGAACAAUCACGGCCCACCACCUGUCCAUCAUCAUUGACUCGUGGGCUGGAGACCCGUUCUGCUUCUGCAAGCCGGUCGCCAAAACCCCCGCGGACCGUGAUGCUCUUCUGCGCGCGGCAGCCUCUGGAAACUCCAAGUUCUUCUUCGGCUCCGACAGUGCCCCCCACCCCGCUGUGUCCAAGAGAGGAGGCGACAAGAUCGCUGCCGGUGUCUUCACUCAACCCCACACCACUCAGCUCGUCAUCGACGCGUUCGAGCAGGCUUGCGAAAAUGGCGUCCUGAAGGAGGAAGACAUCACCCCCGAGAUCAUCGAGGGUUUCAUGAGCAAGUUUGGUCGCACAUUCUAUGGCAUUGGUGAAGAGCAGAAGGAGUUCAUCACCAUUGAAAAGAAGGAUGAGAAGAUCCCCAACAUCCUGAAGUCGAACAAGGUGGAUGUUGUUCCGUUCCGGAGGGAUCAGCAGACGUGGAGCGUGUCGUGGUCGGCGUGA